AUAGAAGGCAGCAAAAGGCCCUUCAAUUGUCCCGCAUACGUCCGAGCAGCAAAGGCUGCAUCGUAAUGCAGCCUGGCAGUUGGAAUGAACAACAAGCCUUUCAUACAACCAGGUGCUACAUUGCUCAUCAAUCAUUCCCCUUGCUUUUUCAGCAGAUGCCAGGGAACGCAAGAGAAUGGCAGCCGCAAAUGUGGCCGCAAGGCAAUCAGUUUGCCCUACCCAACAUGCCAGAUGACGGCCCUGGCCCCACGCAGUGCAGAAGUCCUAGGGGUUCCCGUCCCACAACACCAACUGGCAAUCGUGCUCCAUUGGGAAACCAGCGGCCAGUGGGGAGUCGCACGCCAACAGGAAAUCGCACCCCAACAGGAGCCCGUACUCCAAUCAUAAAUCGAAUGCCAACAGGCAAUCGCACACCAACUGGAAAUCGGACUCCCACAGGAAGUCGCACGCCGACAGGACCACUGCCAUACGCGCCAGGAGCGCCUGCAAGGCCAACCAGGCCACCUGAUGGCCCUCCACCGUCCAUGCCAGGCCUCAUGGGAGGCCCUUUGGGCGGCCCUCCACUGGAGACCAUGAGGGACACCAUGCCACCCGGAGCACGAACGCCACCGCAAACUGGAGCUCGAACGCCCGUUCGAGGUCCUGUCCAGGGCACUCCGUGUCGGAUCAUGGCACGAGGUACGACCCCACCGGCCACUCCUGGUGGAAGAAGUGUCAGAGGACCUGGCGGAAGCACUCCACGAAAAUAUGGAGGAGUCACUCCGCCACUGCUGACACCAAAUCAUUCAGCACCAUAUUUGGGCCCUGUGCCUGAUGGAAUGCCCCAGCAAUUUGUAGAGGGUGAAGAUGAUGUCAUAGUUGACGGCCGAUGGGUCUCAAAAGGUUUAGUAUAUCAGCAGAUGAUGUCCGCUGUGCAAGAAGGCUUCUACAUCCCAGAGCCACCGGUUCCAUCAGGACCCAAGGUUUUGCCGUGGUUGCCAUCGAGAACCUCACCAAACAAAGAUUUCAAGAUGCUAACCCCAGAAGAGUUUCUUGAAAAGCUCAAUGGAGUGUGUGAUGCAUUCCAGCCGCUAGAACCCAGCCCAGCCGCAAUGAUAGCUCACACCAGACCUGGGCAAGCGCUUGAGUCUCCCAGAGCCUAUCAACUAGCAGCUGCCGAGGGAUCACUCAGCAGAUUGGUGGAGGAGGCCAUGUGGAGCGGGCCCAUCCGUCAUAUGGCCAUUUGUGUAAUGGCCCAGAGAGUCAUUAUGCUGGCUGACUCCAUCCGUGACAAUCCAGAUACUUCUCCUGGAGGGCGAGAGCUGAUGGUGUCGUUACUGUCCUCUGUGAAGCAGAUGUGUGCAGCGAACACCGGGGACAUCACUGUUAGCCGCUCCGAUAAGUUCAGUGGACGAAUCGUGAUCCUUUUUGGCUCAGCAAGCUGUACUCCUGAAGAUCUGCUGAAAUGCUGCGAAGAUCGCUAUAGAGAAGUUGAUCAGCAUUGCAUUCUAAUCGCAGUCACCAUGAGUGCUGAGCCAGCAGGUUCCGCUCAACUUGGCAAGACCAUCGCGGCUGCCAUCAAUGCCUGGGGUGAAGCUGAGGCCAAAUUUGGGCCUCCCGGAACAGCCGGUGGAGCUGGACGUCCUGAGCUUUUGAUUCACCUCUUUGGAACGGCAGGAUUUGGAGCCUGGGCCAAAGCCUUGAAGCUUUGGCACGAGCAAUCUUAUUACCCCGAUGAAAAGCGGUUGACUGGAAGAAUGCUGGCACUGGACAAGAUCCUCAAGGGUGUUGUUCUUGAUUCAGCACCAGGCGACUCUGGCACUACAGUGUUGGGAGCUUUUCCAAUGGUCCAGGGAGAUGCAGCUUUGCUUUCAGCGAUGAACUCUUACAACGCUGACGGCUCCCAACCAAGCGAGGUCCAGAAGCUGCAGGCAAUGCAGAAGGCCAUGAGGGACCUCACCAAAAAGGGUGGGCCACUCUGGGACUACUAUGAUGGCAUACUUGAAAAGGAGCAAGGGUUGCCAAUGCAGGUUCAUCAAUAUGAGCCAGUGGUUCCGCUCCUCUUCAUCUACUCAGAUGCAGACAAGAUCGCACCAGCUGCGCAAAUCGAGCGCUAUCUAACAGAGUGUGAGAUUCGGCAAGCUCAGAAGGUUGCAGACCAUGGAGUAGCACCGGCUCCCCCGGCUCGAGUGCUUCAUCUCGAGAACUCCGGGCAUGUCGCACAUCGCGCAGGACCCACAGAGGUGGAAUACUGGAAAAGCGUUCAUGACUUUUGGAGAUUUUCGCUCUUUUGCUGAAGAGCUAUCCACACAUAAUUGAGAUGAAGCCGGACGGCAAGACUAUGGUCUUGAACAAGC
Molecule: messenger RNA, 2336 nt
Organism: Durusdinium trenchii
Lineage: Eukaryota; Dinophyceae; Suessiales; Symbiodiniaceae
Source: the annotation of a GenBank genome assembly